Magnolia sinica is the source of this 2236-nucleotide messenger RNA. Its product is annotated as probable polygalacturonase. Lineage: Eukaryota; Viridiplantae; Streptophyta; Magnoliopsida; Magnoliales; Magnoliaceae. The transcript is spliced from 3 exons. Bases 1282 to 1989 code for a protein of 235 amino acids. Gene Ontology annotation, biological process: carbohydrate metabolic process. Gene Ontology annotation, molecular function: polygalacturonase activity. The record is from RefSeq and is a predicted model, not a curated record.
UGUAAUUUAGGCUUUUGGAUUGUUUUUUAUUAUUCUUUUAUUUUUUGUUGAUUGGAUGUUGGGUGGAUUGGAAACUCACCUGCGAAAAGCACUGACAAAGAAGCAGAGGAAGAUGAGGAAUUUGUUUUCUAUCUGCUUCUUUGGACCUCUGAAUUUUAUGUUUGCAUUUAUUUGAAUUUCCAGUCAUUGGUUGUGUGGAUUUUCUAAGUUUGGAGUGCUUUUCUGAGGGUGAGGGUUGUUUUCUAAUCAUGUUUUUCAUUUAGUUCUCUUGUGAUUGGGUUUUGGGUGGGUUCUAUUUUGGACUGCCUCUCGAAUCAGAUGUUCUGUUAAUCAAAAUUCCAAUGUUUUCUUUGCCUUUCCUGUUUUGAAAUCUAAAUUCCUGGAUUUUUUUUUAUUCUUCUUUUAGAUCGACUUUUUGUGUUUUGAGAUUCUUUUGGUUCUUUUAGCUUCUGGUUCACGGAUAUGAAUUCUCGACUUUUUUUCAGCUUUUUAUUUAUUUAUUUAUUUUUUUAUGGUAACAUUUGCAAUUUUCUUUUUAUGCGAAAUUCCCAACUUGUAUUUUUUAUUUUGAUUUUUUUAAUUAUACUUUAGGUGUUAAUUUCAUAUCUGUUAUUGCUUCUCAAAUCCUCCUAUCAUGUACUCGACUCCAGUUUUGGUUUUGGCGCUCUCGUAGGUGUUGAGAGGCUGAUUUGUACAUUAACAGGCAUAUUUAGAAAUUCCUGUAUUGGCCUAGAUUAGAGGUUUUCGGGUGACCCAUUUGAUUUAUUCCGCCGUCUAUGUUUGAGAAUAUUGUAUAAAUUCAUCUGCCUUCCCAAAUUUGCACGGAGUUAUCAACCAAUGUCUAUCCAUCAUUAUGUGAAUGAAUGGUUCUUUGGUUCUUUAUUUUGAUCCUCUUGCUUUCCUUUUGUUAUUCUUUUUAUGGAUUUCACUUCAAAAGUUUUCAGAAUUUCUUAUGAAUUCAGUCAGAUUCAAAUUUGCACAGGAGAAAACCGGAUUGGAAAAACUGUUCCAAUUGUCAGUCUACUGCAUUUGCUUUUUUAAAUUCCCAGUCUCUAGUGAAUUUGAUGAAAUUCAAACUAGCACAUUAUGAAAAUUGGAUUGAAAAAAAUUGCUUUGAUUGCUGGUUUUCAGAAGUUCUGUUCUCAACUCCUUAUUUUCCUUCGAUUUUGAAAUUUUGCAAUUAUAAUUGAAUUGAGUAUCAUUUAUCUUUUUCUAGUAUUUGCAUCAAUGGGCAAAGUAUAAUUGAAUUGAAUAUCAUUUAUCUUUCUAGUAUUUGCAUCAAUGGAAUUUAUUGAAUAUGCUUUGAAAAUGGUAAUUGCUUCUUGUUUUAUCUCAUCGUUGCAGUUGUUUCAUCAGGUGGCACUGCUAUUGCUUCUUGCCCUAAGUGAUGGUGUUAAAGGCAUUGAAGGAGAGAGCGAUGUGCAAUGCAAAUACGGUAGAGAUUUGACUUUGCUCCUGAGGCCUCACAGUGUCUCCAUCUUGGAAUUUGGGGCUGAAGGAGAUGGGAAGACACUGAAUACACUUGCAUUCCAGAAUGCCAUCUUCUAUCUUCGGUCGUUUGCCGACAAGGGCGGGGCUCAACUCUAUGUUCCAGCAGGCAGGUGGCUCACUGGAAGCUUUAAUCUCAUCAGUCAUCUUACCCUCUUCUUGGAAAAAGAUGCUGUCAUCCUUGGAACUCAGGACUUAUCUCUGUGGCCAGUCGUUGAACCCUUACCUUCAUAUGGUAGAGGGAUUGAACUUCCAGGUGAACGGUAUCGAAGCUUGAUAAAUGGACACCAGUUAAAGGAUGUGGUUAUAACAGGUCAUAAUGGAACCAUCGAUGGUCAGGGUGCCGUUUGGUGGGAGUGGACCAGUUCUCAUUCAUUGAACUAUAGUCGCCCUCACCUUGUGGAGCUUGAGAACUCCACCGAUAUUGUCAUUUCAAAUCUGACUCUCUUGAAUUCUCCUACAUGGAACAUUCAUCCAGUCUAUUGCAGGUAUGUUUUCUAAGGCUGUGUUUGAAUGCCCAUUCUUAUUGAAUACUUGUAAUUUGAGUCAACAAGGAGUACAUGACCAAACUUUUUCUAUCCUGUAUGUUUCAAUCACUACAAUCUUGAUUGCAAUUUCAAAUUCCCAGAAUUGCAAUUGGGUGUUCGGUUGUCAUUAUGGAUUAAAAGAUGCCACCCUGGGCUUACUCAUUCCUCUACCAUGAAUCGAAUGAAUUGCAAUUUAGUUCAUUUGAGCAUCCAAAUACACC